This is a messenger RNA of Metarhizium acridum CQMa 102, 468 nucleotides long. RefSeq lists its product as uncharacterized. The record is from RefSeq and is a predicted model, not a curated record. NCBI's taxonomy places the organism in Eukaryota, Fungi, Ascomycota, Sordariomycetes, Hypocreales, Clavicipitaceae.
AUGCUUUUCCAGUCUUACACAGCCUGCCGGCCGGCUGAGCUUGUGGAUGGUACAAAGUCCAGGGGAGGAAAAGAUCCAAUGCUUGACGACGAAGACGACGAAGACUCAGGAACGGAACUAUCUGUUGAUCCCUCACAUAUGACUGAACUGUCUCCCGAGAUACAAAAGAUACUGCCACGCAAAGAGGACAAGCCGGAGGAGUUCCAGUCAGAACCAGGAGACCCAGUAUUCUCUGAGGUUGACGCCUUUGACAGCAACGACACAAGCGACACCGACGAGGACGACACGGAGAACAGUGACGAUGGAGGCCCAAAUAUUCUUGGCGAUAACGUCAAGAUGGGUGGAACGCAAGCUUCUCUCCCAUGCAAGGGCGCGGGAAGUGACGAGGUCGUUACUGAAACUAUCCGAAAGCACAAAGCUCUUUGCUACGAAGAUAUAGUGCUUUGGAUCGUUCAGGACCCUAAUUAG